Molecule: messenger RNA, 2718 nt
Organism: Symbiodinium natans
Lineage: Eukaryota; Dinophyceae; Suessiales; Symbiodiniaceae
Source: the annotation of a GenBank genome assembly
AUGGACAUGAAUGGAAUCACGGCGUUCGACUUGGGUGCCUACAAGCACCAGCUGCAGGGUGCCAGCGCUAAGUACGAGUGCCUCAUGUGCUGCGACUACAUUCCAAUCAUGUCCUUUGUGCAUCGAAGUUUGCCCCCCACCCUGGGUUCCAUCGAGCGACUCGCCAAGCAGCAUUUCUACGAUCAUCAAGAGCAAAAGUACGCUGCAAGGGAUGGUUUCCUCGAAGCCAUUGCGGUGCGGGCGAUCUCGCCGGAUGCUCCUCCCAAGCCUGAGUUCGUGGAGACGUUGAACAACGAUGCCUAUCGAUGCGCAUUUUACUACGCCUGGCACGCCUGUCUCAUGUCAGGGUCAGAUGCCAGCGAGUUUGAAGAGCGCUCCCGAUCCAUGAGGGUGAGGUUUGAACUCAUCACCACAGAUCAGGCCCUGGAAUUAAGGAAGUGGUGUCUCGCCGAAGAGGCUUUCUCGUUGGCGGACACGCAAGUCCUUCAAGGGCUGAGUCGUGCGCGUGCUGUGAAACAGUUUGAGGGCUUGCUGAAGCGAGAGGGCAAGAACUCCAGCCAUGCAUCCAUGGCAAAGUCUUUCAAAAGUGGCGGAGUCAAAAGCUUCAGCGACAAGGUCAUUGGCACCAUGCUCAAAAUUGCAGAACGUUUCGAUGCGGUGCCAGAGGCUGUACUGGCCAUUGCUGCUCUGGAUUCCAAGUACGGCGCGCAUGGCUUGGCGCACACUUUUGCCAACCACAGCAACUUGGACAUCUUGUGCGCCAAGACAGGCGUCCGCAGCGACGCGAGCCUUCAAAGCUCACUGCUCGAGUUCGCCUCGCUUCUAUUGACCGACUGGAUCCUGGAUGGCAAGAUCUCUCCGAACAUUGGUGGUGACGCUCUGAAGACCAAAAUUGCCAUGGUCCUGGCCAUUCGCAGGAUCAUUUACUACAUGAUCCGCAAGUUCCAACUGAAGGGCGACAGUACCCAGGUCUUGUCUACCCACCUUGGGUCAGUGCCAGGAUUUCGCUCCUCCGGGCUGAGAAGCUCGGAUGCCUGUCCGUGGCUGGCUGGAGUCCCCGACUUCCUUGCUGAAGUCGUUCACUUCUCAGCAAAGCUUCUUCGUGGAUCCAAGGCCUACAUGGACAUUUUGGAGGAGGUGCUGCAAGCCGACCCUGUCGCCUCUGCCGAGGCAUGCUUGAUGGCCUUCGCCAAAGCUGGACUCUACGAUCACCAGAAUCUGCUGGAGCGGAAAACGGAAUUUGAGAAUCCCCGGCCCCAGGAAGUGAGUCCCAAGCCUGUGGAUGCUCAGCCCGCCGCUGCCGAGAAGGUGGACACGGAACAAUGCCAGGACACGGCAGAGCCAGAGGUCAGAGUCGAUUCGGAGCCAGAGGGUGACGCAGAGAAGGUGGUUCCUGGUCUGGACCGCAUGGCAUCCUUUGCUCACUUGCAGGUGCCGCCUUUGGUGAAAGACCUGCUGCAUCGCAACCCGUGCGACGUGAAGUUUCAAGAGCUUCUGGACGACGCGACGAUCCGUCGGAACUCGUACUGCGACCUGCAAGUGCGGUGUGUGGAUGCAUCUACAUGGAGGCAAUCGCUGCGUUCCCUCCCUGCUCGGCAGAAGCUUUUCCGCUACGAUGUGAAGACUCAGGAUGUGAGCUGUGGACCCAACAAGACCUCUGGGCACCCCUUCAGGAUCAAGCCGGUCAUGGGUCAGGGGUUCAAGACUGUGAUGUCUGUUUUGUUUGGGGAGAAAAGCCAGGAGGAGGUUAUGUUCACCAAAGAUGACAUCUUGUUGGUCCACGAUGGGCGCGUGCCGAAGAAUGCCAAGACAGUGUCAUCCUGCCUGACGCAAGCGAAGCAGAGGGAGUCCGUGAAAGAGAUGCUUCAGAACCGAGUCGGCACCCUGCGGCUCGUGUAUGACAACAACGAAUUCCGUGCAGGAAGCUUCGCUGCGCAGAAGCGCGAGUCCGGCCAGGCAGUCUUCACGACCGCGUCGUCUCUCCCUGAGCCUGUCGAAAGCAUCAGUGUCGUGUUGAGCAAGGAUUUGAAGUUGCCGGUGCGCUCCCGGAAUUUUGUCGACCUCGGAGGCGACUCCCGCGACCGAGCUUGGACUCGCAUGUCACUCCGCCCAUACUCCUUCCGCAGCUAUGACAAAGUGUCCGAGUCACUCCUUCUGCAGAUGGUGUCCCCGGAGGAAGAUGCAAACAAGAAUCAGAGUCAGAAGACCAAAAAGGACAAGGAAGAUGAGUCCGACACCGGGGGGGAAGAAGAGGAGGGUGAGGCCCCGGCCAGCUUCGACAUGUUUGCCUGGGAGGCUGACGAGGCCCAGGCGAGAGAGCUCUUCCAAAUCUUUGAUCCCAGAGUCAGAGAGGAGCAGUGUCAAAAGACACAAAUCAUCGACUUCUGCGCUGGCUUCUCAGCCGCAAUGGCAGCCAUCCGGGACAGACGUCCCUACCGAGGCUAUUGCGCCAGCGAACUCACCCGCGCUGUGCUUUUGCAGGGGCUUCUCCUGGAAGUAGCGUUGUGCAUUCAGAGUCAGGCGCCCGGCUUCGCGCUCACCAACAGCCCUGGUGCAUCUGGGCGCGUCCUGACCCGCGCUCAAUCAUUGGGCGGCGACGAUGCAACGCCGGUGAGCCAUGGGCCUGAGCGCAUGGCAGUGACUGACACCUCCACUGCUUUGACGGGUUUGGGGGAAGAUGCGGAACAACUCUCAGAGUCAGGAGCCGAGGAGACCUGA